Melanotaenia boesemani (Boeseman's rainbowfish) is the source of this 1978-nucleotide messenger RNA. RefSeq names its product dynein, light chain, LC8-type 2a (gene dynll2a). The transcript is spliced from 3 exons. The record is from RefSeq and is a predicted model, not a curated record. Gene Ontology annotation, cellular component: cytoplasmic dynein complex. The coding region runs from base 182 to 451 and encodes 89 amino acids. Gene Ontology annotation, molecular function: dynein light intermediate chain binding; dynein intermediate chain binding. NCBI's taxonomy places the organism in Eukaryota, Metazoa, Chordata, Actinopteri, Atheriniformes, Melanotaeniidae. Gene Ontology annotation, biological process: microtubule-based process; cilium assembly.
GCAGAGGGGCGGGGAGCUGCUGGAGCAAAGCGGAGACAACCUUCCUACAUGCUUAUUGUGUAAAUCGUUAAAAAGCAAUUAGCUGCAGCAUCAUCUAAACCUUACCCACUGCUUAGGUGAAAUACAUAUAUUUAAUAGGAAGUUAUUUCAGUGAGCGCAAGGAAAGCAGGCAGCCUCAACCAUGACUGACAGGAAAGCGGUGAUCAAGAACGCAGACAUGUCCGAGGACAUGCAGCAGGACGCCGUGGACUGUGCCACACAGGCCAUGGAGAAAUACAACAUAGAGAAGGACAUUGCUGCCUACAUCAAGAAGGAGUUUGACAAGAAGUACAAUCCCACCUGGCACUGCAUUGUUGGGAGGAACUUCGGCAGCUACGUCACCCACGAGACAAAGCAUUUUAUUUACUUCUACUUGGGCCAAGUGGCUAUCUUACUCUUCAAAUCUGGCUGAGAAGUUUCUGAUGGGUAUUGAGGAGUUUUUCUCCCUGAACCUAAGUUGGAAAUGCACUGGUGGCUGAUGUCUCCCAUACAUUAAUAAUGACAUACCAUAAUGAUGCAAACCUGCCGUGCGCAUUUGCAUGGACUAUACACUAUUUAAUAUGUAUGUUACAGUAAGUUUACUUUUCAAUAGUUGCCAUUUGAAUGCAACUGAAGUAGUUUUUGUUGAUGCUGUUAAAUUCUAGGUUGUAAAAGAUUUCGAUGUGGCCCUUGAUUGUAUAAUAAAGGAAAGCUGUAGAAUGUAGUGGUGCAUCUGCUUUCCUUCACAAGUGGCAUUGCCAGAUCCUGUAAGGAGACUCUGUUCUUUUGGAAGGUAAAAUGAUACUUUACCAGUUUAAUAAUUAUUCAUGAAUACAUUUUCAUAACAAAAGAAGUUGUCAUUCUCUUUUCACAUAAUGACUUGGUUUAUUUCCAGUGUUGAACUGAUUUAAGUUUUCUGGAAAUUUGCAUGGUACAAAAACGUGUUUUUCAUUUGGAUGCCACAUAGAUCCCCAGCAGAGGAUGAAAUUUUAGCAGCCACAUUCAGAAAAGAUGUCACAAUGUCAGACACACUUGACACUUCAGAACCAGCACAAGCCAGUGCAAACAUUUCCAGGGAUGUUUAGUUUCUCAACUCAAAUUUUCACUGUGAAGAAUGAUCGAGCAAUUAAGGCUCACAUACACAGACCUUACUCGGUAACGCUACAGACGUUACCAAAAUGACCAACUCACCUACCUAGGUUUCAGUUAGCAUUUUGUGUUACUGCAUGUUUGAAGAAUGGAAAAAAAAACAAACAAUAUAUUUAAGUGCUGUAAGAAGCAAAGUAAUUCUAAUGGACAUUUUUAACUUUCAGAUAUUGGACCGAACAGAUGUAUUUUGUCCCAGUAAUUCUAAGCGAUGUUGUCUCCUGUGGCUCUUGUUACUUUAAAGUUGCAGCAUCCCAGUGUUCAGUUUUGCUCUGCCCGUGUACUGCCAGACAUGCAGGAAAAACAAAGCAUCUGGAGUUUAGAUUAUGACAUUUUAAUUUUUGUUUUGUAAUGUUAAUAUGAUUGUCUGAGAAGUUAGUGCACAAUGUUUGGGUCCUGAUUGAAAUGUGUUCUCUGGGAGGACAGAUUAGAGGUUUGUAGAUCAUACAGUUAAAUAAAACCACACAUUUCUAGCUAUAUGAGUCUGAAUGUUUACGAGUUGUUUCCCAUAUCAACUAUGGGUCAGAUAAUUAUGAGGUGUUAGCUUGGACUGAUUUUGCUUUUGAGGGGUGUCUUCCGUACUAUUGCUAAUGUAAACUGAGUUAGCAUUGUUUUUCACUAGCAUGUAAUUUUGCUGUAUAUGUGUAGGAGCCGUUCUAAUGCUGUUAAAUUUGCACAAAACGUGUGCCUGUCAUUGCUCUCAACUGUAACUGGCUUGAGUACAAUUGCACUUCAUUAGAAUAAUCCAGUAGGUUGCUACAGAACCAAAACCAUAUAGACUCAAUAAAAUAAAAAAAUCAUUGUUGACUUAUAA